Pseudomyrmex gracilis is the source of this 2082-nucleotide messenger RNA. RefSeq names its product dnaJ homolog subfamily C member 11. The transcript is spliced from 8 exons. Lineage: Eukaryota; Metazoa; Arthropoda; Insecta; Hymenoptera; Formicidae. The coding region runs from base 105 to 1787 and encodes 560 amino acids. Gene Ontology annotation, biological process: cristae formation. The record is from RefSeq and is a predicted model, not a curated record.
CUGUUUUCUCGUUCGCCGUAACCUAUAAAAAGCUGAGAAAAUACGAGCGCUCAAUUCUGCCAGAGCUUGUUGAACCGUUGAACGCAAAAUUCACAGGUUUUAAAAUGGACGACGAUAGUGAUCAGGAAACCACGAUCGAGGACGACUAUUACACGUUCCUGAAUAUCUCCCGGAAUGCCAAUCCAGAAGAUAUUAGCAAUGCAUAUCGUAGACAAAGUAGGCUUUACCAUCCUGACAAACAUACUAAUCCAGUCCUUAAAAAGGAAGCGGAAGUUCUUUUUAAUCGUACUAAAAAGGCUUAUGAGGUGUUGAGCGAUCCACAUAAAAGAGCCAUUUAUGACUCGCUGGGAAUUCGUGGACUAGAAACAGAAGGAUGGGAAAUUGUACAGCGUACAAAAACACCUCAAGAGAUUCGAGAGGAGUAUGAAAGACUGGCAAGAGAGAGGGAAGAGAGAAGGUUACAACAAAAUACCAAUCCUAAAGGCUCUGUAACGGUAAACAUCAAUGCCACCGAUAUGUUCAGUAAAUAUGAUGAAGAUUACAAUGAUGGCAACGGGUUGUUCUCGCGUGUUGAAGUCAGCGGAAUGUCAUUCACGCAAUCCAUCGAAGCACCACUCACUUUAAGAGAUACUGUGACUAUGUCUGGUCAACUCGGAACUCAAAACGGCACAGGUUCCGGAUCAAUUAAUAUCUCGGCAAAACGAUUAAUAUCUUCGAAAGGCUGGGUGGAAGCCGAAGUAGGGGCUGGCAAUGGCCCAACAUUUUCCCUCAAGGGAUUUCGCACAUUAACGAAACGACUGUUUUGCAAUGGAGCAACAAUAUUUCAAUUUUCGUCACAUGGCGUGAAAGUUGGUUAUGUAGGAACUCUUGCUAUGCAGUUAGAUAAGCACACAGUAGGAUAUCUCACGUAUAGAGCUGGCAUUCAGGAUGCUAUGAGCACCAUGAUCGUAAGAGAUACAUCUCGAUCGUAUACGGCUCUCUCUAUACACUUUGGGCUUUUACACUCUUUUGCUAGUCUUAAUUAUACUUAUAAAAUGGAAGAGAAGCAACUCCAGCUUCGUGGUAGCGUUAAAGUUGGAACGUUUGGUGUAUUUCUCGAGUAUGGUGCGGAAAAAAAAGUUACCAAACAUAGUUCAAUCUCGGCAGCUGUACGCGUCGGAGUGCCAACUGGUGUUACGUUAAAAAUCAGAUUAAGUCGCGCCUCGCAGGCAUACACGUUUCCCAUUCACCUCUGCGACGAGAUUCUUCCGGCUCCCAUCUUUUACGCAACUGUAGCACCGAUAAUUACUUGGACGGUUGUUAAGAAACUUGUUAUCGAUCCUGUUGUGAAGGAGCGAAAGGAACGUGAAAAGGAAAAGCAGAGAGAGCUGAACAAAUCCAGGAUGCUGGAGAAACAAAGAGAAGCCAAAGCCGCCACCGAAUUAAUGAAAGAAACCGUUAGCAGAAUAAGAGCUGAGGAAGAAUCUAAGAAAGGAUUGAUUAUUACUAAAGCUCUGUACGGUCGGUUCGUUUAUCCUCAACAAGAUCGAGGUGUCGCGGAGGAAAGCGGGCAUAGGGAUGAAGUGAUAGACGUAACGAUUCCUUUGCAGUGUUUAGUUAAGGAUUCGAAAUUAAUUCUUCACAAAGCAUCUAAGAGCCAACUGCCCGGAUUUUACGAUCCAUGUGUGGGAGAAGAUAAACAGCUUUUGGUACAAUAUCUCUUCCAUACUCAAACGCAUGAAUGUCUCAUUCGAGAUGAUGCAGCUCUCAGGAUACCAGUCUCAUCACAUAAAGUAAACACCACCUGACAUAUGCAUUCAACAUCAAAACCAUCCCGCAGUCGUCACAGUUCCCAUCAAUGAUGAACGUUACUUCAACAUAGAUUCCUAUAGGUUUUACUUUUAAAAACGGGAAAUAUUAAGUGUUCAUAUACAUAUUGAUCUUUAUGCUUUGUACAUUGAUAGUAUUUUCAGUAUAAAAUGAUAUAGAUUAUUUAAAAUACGUGUUGUGUUUGGAGUUAAAUAUUCUGUAAACAAAAAUACAUUAUAGCUUAGUUAUACCAAAAAAAUAUCUAAUAUUAUAUGUAUAUUAUAUGUAUGUUAU